Molecule: messenger RNA, 2282 nt
Organism: Myotis myotis
Lineage: Eukaryota; Metazoa; Chordata; Mammalia; Chiroptera; Vespertilionidae
Gene: ACVR2B
Product: activin A receptor type 2B
Exons: 10
Coding region: 239-1855 (538 amino acids)
Biological process (GO): activin receptor signaling pathway; protein phosphorylation; cellular response to growth factor stimulus
Cellular component (GO): activin receptor complex; plasma membrane
Molecular function (GO): activin binding; ATP binding; activin receptor activity
Source: RefSeq, a predicted model, not a curated record
CGCCCCGGAGUCCGGGCCGCAGCCUGUGCCGCCCGCAGCGGCCCUGAGCCCGGCCCCGCCGCCCGGCUCUCGGAGCCCUCACGCUGCCCGGGACGAAGGCGUAGGAAGCGCGCGGGGAACGAGCCCACAGGAGGGAGCGGGAAGGAGAGCGCGGCCGCCGCCGGGCCCCGUGCGCCCUGGGAGCGCCGCGCGGCCCUGCCCGUGGGCUCCGGGUGUCCGCGGGGCGGCGCCGCGGAACAUGACGGCGCCCUGGGCGGCCCUCGCCCUCCUCUGGGGAUCGCUGUGCGCGGGUUCCGGGCGCAGCGAGGCCGAGACGCGGGAGUGCAUCUACUACAACGCCAACUGGGAGCUGGAGCGCACCAACCAGAGCGGCCUGGAGCGCUGCGAGGGCGAGCAGGACAAGCGGCUGCACUGCUACGCCUCCUGGCGCAACAGCUCGGGCACCAUCGAGCUCGUCAAGAAGGGCUGCUGGCUGGACGACUUCAACUGCUACGACAGGCAGGAGUGUGUGGCCACCGAGGAGAACCCCCAGGUGUACUUCUGCUGCUGUGAAGGCAACUUCUGCAACGAGCGCUUCACCCACCUGCCCGAGGCGGGGGGCCCGGAAGUCACGUACGAGCCACCCCCGACAGCCCCCACCCUGCUCACGGUGCUGGCCUACUCACUGCUGCCCAUCGGGGGCCUCUCCCUCAUCGUCCUGCUGGCCUUCUGGAUGUACCGGCACCGCAAAGCCCCCUACGGCCACGUGGACAUCCACGAGGUGAGGCGCGGGCUCCGGGCAGGGCAGGGUCGAGGUGGCGAGGCCAGGACAGACGCUUUAAGCCCUGAUCUCCCCCAGGACCCUGGACCUCCACCCCCAUCCCCUCUGGUGGGCCUCAAGCCACUGCAGCUGCUGGAGAUCAAGGCUCGGGGGCGCUUUGGCUGUGUGUGGAAGGCACAGCUCAUGAACGACUUCGUGGCUGUCAAGAUCUUUCCACUCCAGGACAAGCAGUCGUGGCAGAGCGAGCGGGAGAUCUUCAGCACGCCCGGCAUGAAGCACGAGAACCUGCUGCAGUUCAUCGCGGCCGAGAAGCGCGGCUCCAACCUGGAGGUGGAGCUGUGGCUCAUCACGGCCUUCCACGACAAGGGCUCCCUCACGGAUUACCUCAAGGGGAACAUCAUCACGUGGAACGAACUGUGUCACGUGGCAGAGACCAUGUCCAGAGGCCUGUCGUACCUGCACGAGGACGUGCCCUGGUGCCGUGGAGAGGGCCACAAGCCGUCUAUCGCCCACAGGGACUUUAAAAGCAAGAAUGUCCUGCUGAAGAACGACCUCACGGCCGUGCUGGCCGACUUCGGCCUGGCUGUCCGGUUUGAGCCGGGGAAACCUCCCGGGGACACCCACGGGCAGGUGGGCACGCGGCGGUACAUGGCCCCCGAGGUGCUCGAGGGGGCCAUCAACUUCCAGCGAGACGCCUUCCUGCGCAUCGACAUGUAUGCCAUGGGGCUGGUGCUGUGGGAGCUCGUCUCCCGCUGCAAGGCCGCCGACGGACCGGUGGACGAGUACAUGCUGCCCUUUGAGGAAGAGAUCGGCCAGCACCCCUCGCUGGAGGAGCUGCAGGAGGUGGUCGUGCACAAGAAGAUGCGGCCCGCCAUUAAGGAUCACUGGCUGAAGCAUCCGGGCCUGGCCCAGCUCUGUGUGACCAUCGAGGAGUGCUGGGACCACGACGCGGAGGCUCGCCUGUCCGCGGGCUGCGUGGAGGAGCGGGUGUCCCUGAUCCGGAGGUCGGUCAAUGGCACUACCUCGGACUGUCUGGUCUCCCUGGUGACCUCCGUCACCAACGUGGACCUGCCCCCUAAGGAGUCGAGCAUCUAAGCCCAGGACGCGAGAGGCUCUCCAGACUCGACGGAUCUGAAGAGGAAAGGAAAGAAAAGAAGUGUUUUGUUCCGCAAGUCCCACACCACCAACAAACACAUAAAAUGCAGCUGCUAUUUUACCUUGACUUUUUAUUAUAAUUAUUAUAAUUAUUAUUAUUAAUGUUAUUUUUGGGAUCGGAUCAGUUCUACCAGCACAUUGCUCUACUGUAUCGCCAACAGCGGCCGCGCCGGCCGCGCCGAGGUGCUGAGCCGUGAGUGCGGAGCCAGCGCCGAGCCCGGAGCCUCGGCCACCCCGUCCCCGGGGUUCGCUUCUCCCGCCUUCUCUGUGUUCGUCGUCUCAGCACCUGUGACACCAAGACCCCAUCUCCUGGGAGUCUUAGGAAACUUAAUGCUGCAAACUCUUCGGAGAGGAACCUUUGAAGACU